Messenger RNA from Daphnia pulicaria, 1312 nucleotides. RefSeq names its product retinol dehydrogenase 12-like. The transcript has 7 exons. NCBI's taxonomy places the organism in Eukaryota, Metazoa, Arthropoda, Branchiopoda, Diplostraca, Daphniidae. The coding region runs from base 295 to 1278 and encodes 327 amino acids. The record is from RefSeq and is a predicted model, not a curated record.
UUUAUUCAAUAAGUUAUAGACUGACGUCCAACGUGACGUCAACUUCAAUAGACCCUGAGGGUUUAAGCAGACAACGUGAAUUGACAUUUGACAGAAUGUUCUAAAAUAAGUAGCUCUUCAAGAAUUGUACUCUGGAGAUGCUUUUAAGGAAUUUCCCGACGGAGAAAGCUUCACAUCGCUUUUCAAACCUGUUUUCGAAUUCAUUUCUGUGAUAUUUAGCUUGAGAAAUUUUGACUAAUUGUAACAUUUGCACCAAUUACGAAACAAACGCAUUUCGUGUGACCUAUAUUUAUAAUGGGAAUCAUAACUACCAGUCUAGGAUUCGGAGCAACUCUCGGAGGUUUAUUUGCACUACGACGGUGGAGGGAAAAUCAGUGGGAAUCAUGUAAAACAAACAAAAGGCUUGAUGGGCAAGUGGCCAUUAUAACAGGAGCCACAUCUGGAUUAGGGAAAGUUCUAGCUGAAGAUUUGGUAAACAGAGGAGCAACUGUUGUUUUAGCCUGCCGUAAUCUUAUUGAAGCCAGGGAAGUGGUUGCUGAAAUCAAACAACAAUACCUUGGAGCUCAAUUGGAUGUUGUUGAGUUGGAUCUCAGUUCACUGGAAUCUGUAAAGAAGUGUGCAGCUAUUCUACUUGAACGAUAUGAUCAUAUAAAUAUACUCAUCAAUAAUGCUGGAGUGUCUAUCCCAACUAAAAUGGGGAUAAAAACAACUGAAGGCUUUGAAAUUAAUUUUGGAGUAAAUCAUCUUGGCCAUUUCUUACUAACAAAUCUGUUGGUAGACAGGUUAAUAGCUUCAGCCCCAAGCAGAAUUGUGAUUGUUUCAUCAAAAUUACAUGAGCAAGGAUCAAUGGAUUGGGAAGCAUUUGAAGGUACAAAGGACUUUGAAGAAGGAAAGAGAGGUCCUAAUGCUGCCUAUUGCAGUUCAAAAUUGGCAAAUGUAUUAUUUGGAACAAAGCUAGCCGAAAAACUCCAAAAUCACGGAGUAAAUGUUUAUACGGUUUGCCCAGGGUGGAAUUAUACUAAGCUUUUCCGCUAUUCAUCAGUACCAUUUUAUUCAUGGAUAGCCAUUAUACCGAUUGCAUUUUGGUUUAUGAAGCCUGCUCGAAUUGGUGUUCAAACUCUGAUCCACUGUGCAGUAUCAGAGGAAACGGAAAAUGAAACUGGACUUUUUUAUCGUGACUGCAAGGUUUAUCAAAGUCAACUUAAGGCUAGCUCAAAUUCCACAAUCAUUAACAAAUUAUGGGAGCUAAGCUGUAAAAUGUGUAAGAUUGAAUGGUAGUAAUUUCAGUUCAAUACAAUUAUUAGUAAAGUGA